AUGGCCCAGAGGAGUUUUGGGAUUGAUUAUGAACGUGACUGCUUUGUCAAGGACGGGAUGCCUUUCCGUUACAUCUCAGGUAGCAUUCACUACUCACGGGUGCCUCGCUACUACUGGAGAGACCGCUUGAUGAAGAUGAAGAUGGCAGGGCUUGAUGCCAUUCAAACGUAUGUGCCGUGGAACUUCCAUGAACCCCAGCAGGGCAUGUUUGAUUUUUCUGGUGACAAAGAUCUAGAGUAUUUCCUGCAACUUGCUAAUGACUCUGGUUUGCUGGUUAUCCUGAGAGCUGGACCUUACAUCUGUGCAGAAUGGGACAUGGGAGGUCUUCCUGCAUGGCUGUUGCAGAAGAAAUCUAUUGUUCUUAGGUCUUCUGAUUCAGAUUACAUGACAGCAGUAGAGAAUUGGAUGGGUGUCCUUCUGCCAAAGAUGAGGCCUCAUCUCUACCAAAAUGGAGGUCCAAUCAUCAUGGUGCAGGUAGAGAAUGAGUAUGGAAGCUACUUUGCCUGUGACUAUGACUAUCUGCGUUCCCUUCUGAGGCUCUUUCGCUGGCAUCUUGGGGAUGAGGUGGUGCUAUUCACGACUGAUGGUGCAAGCCAGUUUCACUUGAGAUGUGGAGCUCUUCAGGGUCUUUAUGCAACAGUGGACUUUGCCCCAGGUGGCAACGUCACAGCAGCAUUCUUGGCUCAAAGGAGCAGUGAACCUAUGGGCCCUUUGGUUAAUUCUGAGUUUUAUACUGGAUGGUUGGAUCACUGGGGGCACCGUCAUUCUGUUGUGCCCGCACAAACUAUAGCUAAAACACUUAAUGAAAUCCUGGCACGUGGUGCUAACGUUAACCUGUACAUGUUUAUAGGUGGGACUAACUUUGCCUAUUGGAACGGUGCUAAUAUGCCCUAUAUGCCACAGCCCACUAGUUAUGACUACGAUGCUCCACUGAGUGAAGCGGGGGAUCUCACGGAAAAAUAUUUUGCCUUGAGGGAAGUUAUUGGUAUGUACAAGCAGUUACCAGGUGGUUUUAUCCCUCCAUCAACACCCAAAUUUGCAUAUGGAUAUGUUCGCUUGCAAAAGGUGGGCACUGUGGUAGAGGUUCUUGACAGGCUGUCACCUGCAGGACCAGUGAAAAGCACUUAUCCAUUAACCUUUGUUCAGCUAAAGCAGUAUUUUGGAUUUGUGCUGUACAGAACUAUUCUUCCAAAAAACUGUACGGAGCCAACACAACUGUCAUCACCUUUAAAUGGAGUCCAUGAUCGUGCCUAUGUCUCCGUAGAUGGGGUUCCCCAAGGUGUCCUUGAAAGGGACAAAUCACUUACAAUAAAUAUAACUGGGAAGGCUGGAGCAAAUCUGGACAUCUUGGUAGAAAAUAUGGGCCGUGUCAACUUUGGUAGAUACAAUAAUGACUUUAAGGGUCUAGUUUCAAAUUUAACUCUUGAUGAAGAUAUACUUGUUGAAUGGGAAAUGUAUCCUCUAGACAUAGAUGGAGCAGUGAACCGUGACCUUAAUGGCUACCUUGACGGAACAUGGAGACUUUUUGGCAAUCUACGGGGUUAUGAAGCACCUACUUUUUACACUGGUAGACUUUCAGUUCCUGGAGGGAUUCCAGACUUGCCUCAAGACACCUAUGUCAAGUUUCCUGGCUGGACAAAGGGGCAAAUUUGGAUCAAUGGCUUUAAUCUUGGUCGCUACUGGCCAGCCCGUGGUCCUCAGUUGACCCUUUUUGUUCCAAGGAAUAUACUUGUUUCAUCGGAGCCAAACAACAUAACUGUGUUGGAGCUGGAGCAUUCUCCUUGCAGCAGCCAAGCAUGUGAGAUAGAAUUUGUAGACAAACCUAGUAUCAAUGCAACUGUACAUCAUAAAAAUUCUGCCCUCCAACUUUUUCUUAGAAACGCAUGGCUGAGCCAUCUAUAA
Messenger RNA from Chaetura pelagica (chimney swift), 1902 nucleotides. RefSeq names its product galactosidase, beta 1 (gene GLB1). Gene Ontology annotation, molecular function: beta-galactosidase activity. Bases 1 to 1902 code for a protein of 633 amino acids. The record is from RefSeq and is a predicted model, not a curated record. The transcript has 15 exons. Gene Ontology annotation, biological process: carbohydrate metabolic process. Gene Ontology annotation, cellular component: vacuole. Lineage: Eukaryota; Metazoa; Chordata; Aves; Apodiformes; Apodidae.